UGUUUCAAAUUUUAAAAGCUUUGUGACUCAGAAUUAAUGGCCGAGUCUUCCAUCACCGAUUCCCUUCCCAGCAAUUCUCAUGCAGAUUAUGCUGAGAUUGUGGUGGUGCGUCAUGGGAAAACAUCAUGGAAUUCUGAGGGAAGAGUUCAGGGACAAGUGGAUGUUGAAUUAAAUGAAACCGGAAGACAACAAGCAAUUGCAGUGGCUAAUAGACUAUACAAUGAACCAAAGAUCUCUAUUAUAUAUUCUUCAGACUUGCAGCGAGCUUUUGAAACAGCACAAAUAAUUGCAACCAAAUGUGGAGGGCUAAAGGUUGUCAAGGAUUUGGACCUACGAGAAAGACACAUGGGGAAUCUUCAAGGACUUGUUUAUCAUGAAUUAGCAAAGACUAAUCCCAUGGGUUAUGAGGCUUUGGUGUCUAAUAAUGGUGAUCAAGAACUCCCUGGUGGUGGAGAAAGUUUCGUUCAACUAUUUGAACGUUGCAAAUCUGCAUUGUUGAGAAUCGGAAGAAAACAUAAAGGGGAGCGAGUUGUUGUUGUGACUCAUGGGGCAUCCAUUGAAACACUUUACAAGUGGGCAGGUGCAAAUGGAAGUUAUGCAGGGAAAAUAGACAAUGCAUCCAUCGCUAUUUUUCAUUUGUAUGGUGAGGAUCAAUGGACCUUAAAAAUGUGGGGUGAUGUAAGCCAUUUGAAUCAUAAAGGAUUUUAGCAACCUAAUUUUUGAGAGUUACAAAGCUGCUAGUUAGGUUAAAAUUUGUCCAUCCAAUGCUAACGAUGAUACAAAGGAUGGAAAGGAAAAGGAUAUCAGAAGGUGUUACUACAUAUAGUUUUGGCCCCUAUCAUGUGGGAAGUUAGUUAUAUUUUGUAACUUAGUAUGCAAAUGUAUCAAAUACCAUUAAGGAAGGAUAAAGAUGCAUAAACUAUAUUCCUUUUGUGCCAAUGGUUUAUCAAUCAACAUGAACUUUUGUUUUUAUUCUAUU
Molecule: messenger RNA, 979 nt
Organism: Cajanus cajan (pigeon pea)
Lineage: Eukaryota; Viridiplantae; Streptophyta; Magnoliopsida; Fabales; Fabaceae
Product: phosphoglycerate mutase-like protein 4
Cellular component (GO): cytosol; cytoplasm
Molecular function (GO): phosphatase activity
Source: RefSeq, a predicted model, not a curated record